Triticum turgidum subsp. durum (durum wheat) is the source of this 1500-nucleotide messenger RNA. Lineage: Eukaryota; Viridiplantae; Streptophyta; Magnoliopsida; Poales; Poaceae. The record is from the annotation of a GenBank genome assembly.
AUGGGAAAAGUGGUCUUCGGGGCAUAUCACCUUCAAUGCAAGCUAUUUGUUUCAGAAGAAACUUUUGAUUGGCGUGUUUUAGCUCGUGGGAACACCCAACUCUUCUCUCUGGGUCAACCAUCUUUACUGCAUUCAGUCUCCAUCUGUCACUCCCUAGUUAGUUGCCAUUUGCUUGCUGUAUAUCAUCUGAGAGCGCCUUAUCUUUGCAGAUUCAAGUUGAUUAAGGAAGUUGGUGAUGGGACAUUCGGGAGCGUAUGGCGCGCUAUAAAUAAACAAAAUGGUGAAGUUGUGGCCGUUAAGAAAAUGAAAAGAAAAUAUUAUUCUUUCGAGGAAUGUAUGAGUUUACGUGAAGUAAAGUCUUUGCGGCGCAUGAAUCACCCUAACAUAGUGAAGCUCAAGGAGGUCAUAAGGGAAAAUGAUAUAUUAUACUUCAUAAUGGAAUACAUGGAGUGCAAUCUCUACCAACUUAUGAAAGACAGAGUAAAGCCUUUCGCGGAGUCAGAUGUCCGUAAUUGGUGCUUUCAGAUUUUCCAGGCUCUUGCCUAUAUGCACCAGAGGGGAUACUUUCAUCGUGACCUCAAACCAGAGAAUCUGCUGGUUAGCAAAGAUGUCCUAAAGCUAGCAGACUUUGGUCUAGCAAGAGAAAUUUCAUCUGCACCACCAUACACAGAAUAUGUGUCAACACGCUGGUACCGAGCACCUGAAGUAUUGCUCCAGUCAUCUGCUUAUGAUUCUGCAGUUGAUAUGUGGGCAAUGGGUGCCAUAAUGGCCGAGCUGUUGACACUCCAUCCUCUUUUCCCUGGCACAAGUGAAGCAGAUGAGAUUCUCAAGAUUUGCAACGUUAUUGGUUGCCCAGAUGAGCAAACAUGGCCCCAGGGAUUGUCUCUUGCAGAGGCGAUGAAGUAUCAGUUCCCACAGAUCAGAGGCAGUCAACUGUCGGAGGUAAUGAAAUCAGCCAGUAGUGAGGCAGUUGACCUUAUAUCUUCUCUGUGCUCAUGGGAUCCUUGCAAGAGACCAAAAGCUGCGGAAGUUCUCCAACAUGCCUUCUUUAAGGUGUGCAAAGAAAACUUCAAUUGGAUCGCCAGGCACCACAGAAGAGUGCACGGCCCACUGAGAGUAACACCAAACAAACUACUAGUCGAGUACCGGCAAGGAAUAGCCCAGGCAAGUUUCCUAUAUAAAGCUGCUUUGCGAAAUUUCCAUCCCAAAGCUUGUGGUCUGAUCAUGAAGAUCUUUUUUCUUUCUUUCACUGGAACCACAGGGAACGCUAACCCGAUAUUAAGGCAUUCACGCAGUUUACCUGAAACUGGCCGGGCAACGGUUCAGAAGGUUUCGACUAUCACCGAAAAGCUUGCUCAUAUGUCUGUGACCUCUCGAACACGCACGGCCGUGAAGCCCCCUGUCCCGCUGUUGAAGGCUGGGCAUCUCAAGUCAGACUUCCUCGGGAAAUCCGACGAAAUCCCUCCGGCAAAGAGAUUGACAAGAAAGUUGGUGAGCUAA